AUGAAAGGAGUUCAUUCUCAACCUGCACAUAAUGGCAUUAAAGGUAUACUUACAAGUGUCUAUAAGGAAGGGGGAGUUCGUGGACUUUAUAGGGGUGUAGGACCAACCCUUACUGGAAUUCUUCCAUAUGCUGGUUUAAAGUUCUACAUGUAUGAGAAAUUGAAGAUGCAUGUUCCUGAAGAACACCAAAAGUCCAUUCUGAUGCGCCUUUCUUGUGGAGCACUAGCUGGAUUGUUUGGGCAGACUUUAACAUACCCUUUAGAUGUUGUUAAGAGACAUAUGCAGGUAGUUUUCCAGUUUUACAACCCCCAUUUCGUCUACAUGGACUCCUAUGUAGCAUUAGCAUGCAUCCCUUCUGUUAUUUACUUUACCUUCUAG
Messenger RNA from Gastrolobium bilobum, 378 nucleotides. Its product is annotated as mitochondrial carrier protein CoAc1-like. Lineage: Eukaryota; Viridiplantae; Streptophyta; Magnoliopsida; Fabales; Fabaceae. Bases 1 to 378 code for a protein of 125 amino acids. The transcript is spliced from 3 exons. Gene Ontology annotation, biological process: transmembrane transport. The record is from RefSeq and is a predicted model, not a curated record.